AUAUUAAUACAAUUUUUUUUUUAGAUAACAUUUACAGUUUAUGUGUCCAUAUUUUUUUUUAGAUAAAAAAAAUUAAUUAAUUAAUUAAUACUAUAAUAAUAAAUUGAUUGACCGUUUGACCCAAACAUUAUUAAAUCAUACAAUUAUUGAUAAGCAUUAUAUCAAUUAAUUAAUUAAUUAAUAAUAAUAAUGCGUUCAAUACUACUACUACUACUAGUACUAGUAGUACCGUAUUUGGCCAACUGUUCGGAAAUUGGUGUACCCGUACUGUUAUGGCGGCACCGGGACAGCAGCGGCGGCGGCUUAGAUACCUUACCUCCUACUCAUCAUCGGUCGACUGUCCAACAAAUUGAUGGCUCAAUACUGGGUGAAGACUAUCUACGGGGUGCCGAAACUGUUGUUGCGUUUGUCCAAAAUCGUAUAAAUCUGGAACAGUUUACCACUGAGGAAGACCCGGAGCAUCGGAUGCCGACCGUGAGAUCGCUGUUUACCGAUUCAUCUAUAGAGCCGACAUUACUCGUGGAUGUCAUCAAACCUACCGAUGCCCUAAAACGCCGUAACUUUCGCUACAUUGAAGACCCAAUCGACACCCAGAUUAACGACGAACCGCUUACCGUCCGUACGGGCGAUAAAGUAUGGAUCGAUUUACCCGACGAUCAUCUGGUAAACAAUGACCAACUAAUCGGUGAACUAGUGGCCCGAAUCCAGGCUAAUGUAUCGGCAAAAAAUACUGUCUAUUUGAUUACUGGCCGUACAAAUCAGUUUCGUUCAAUCGAUUUGGAGGACAGGGAUAUGGAUAUCGAGACCAAUGAAGUGGUGGACGACAGUAAGUCCCGUCGUAUACGACGCGAUACUAUCGGCGCCGCCGGCGAUGAUAAACAACGCAAAUAUUUGCUGACCGUUGUCGACGAUAAAGAUCCGAAAAAAGAGUGUCUAUACUUCUAUUCAAAUAAUCUUGAAGUAAUUAUUGGCCAAUUUUCAUCCGCGAAAGCUGACCAAGAGUUUAGCGAACCGGCCAAAUUGGAUACCGAAGCGAAACCCGGGUCCCAGUGUUGGCUAAUCGACCCGAAAGCCCGCAAACAGGAACGAUCCGGACUGUUGGCAUUGAAAUAUGAGGACCCGAAACAACCCGAUAAAUCGGUAUCAUUGCGGCUGCAGAUUGAGUCACCGCAUUUGCAUCCGGGUCGGUCUGACUACUGGUUUGUCAGCAGCGGUAACCUAACCUAUAAAAACAUUGUCUACACAAUGGACUUUCGGUCGGUAGCCGCCGAAACCAUAUUCAGCUACAGUUGCGGCCAAUUGGUUGUCUGGGGUAGGACUGGACCGACAGAUAAAACCGGACUGAUUCUCAAGUUUAGCCGAUUUCAAUUGCAACCGUUUACGGGACCGGAAACGGUUGGUCCCCGAAAGGGAUAUAUAUUUACCGACGGUUACCAUUGUGAAACCUGGAUGACACUACCCCUGUGGAUGGGACUGUUAACCCUGAUCCUAUUGUUUGCCAUUUUGUUUUUCGGCAUAUAUUUCAUAUCGAUUGUCAAUACACCCGAUCGGUUUGAGAACCCGAAAGGCAAACCGCUUAUCAUAUCUAAUUUGGACGAAUAGUAUGCACACACAAUACAACUCUCCCCCCCCCGCAAACCCCCCC
Messenger RNA from Oppia nitens, 1645 nucleotides. RefSeq lists its product as uncharacterized. The record is from RefSeq and is a predicted model, not a curated record. The coding region runs from base 190 to 1602 and encodes 470 amino acids. The transcript has 4 exons. Gene Ontology annotation, cellular component: proton-transporting V-type ATPase complex. Lineage: Eukaryota; Metazoa; Arthropoda; Arachnida; Sarcoptiformes; Oppiidae.